UGUCUGUGAUAUUGUUUUUUUUUUCCGGAAGUUCAAAGUAGGCUUGGUGAAACAUGGCGAACGUAAACAAGUGCAGAAAAGAUCAUCAUCUGAAGAAAAUAGAGGAUGACAAAUAUUUGGCCUGCACUCUGAAGCAGUUCUUAGAGUCAAAUUUUGAGAGCUGUAUGAUGUGUGAUGGUUUCUAUGGAGGUAACUUUGGUCAGCCAGUGUGUAGCACUUGCCACCUAUUUCUGUUUUCAUCUCACAUGAAAGAGGAUGGAGAAGAAGGGGAGGAUGGGGAUAACAGAGUUUAUAAUCAGAAAGUGGAUUCUGAUGACUCAGGAACUGAGGAACCUGGAGUUGAAACAGACUUUUAUGCCAGCAGAGAUGUUCAAGAAAGAGAGGUGUGUCAAUUAGCCAGAAGACCAGCCCGGCAUAAGCCUGAUAAAUUAGCUGAGCGAAUCAAUGCAUUGACUAUUCCACGAGAAGUUGACAGAAUUCCUCCAGGACUAAUAGAAUCACUACCACCUGAAGUCCUGCUGCUAGUGUUUAAAAAUUUGGAUGACAUCUCUCUUUGGGUUGCUGGAAAUGUUUGCACUCGGUGGCGCCAAAUUUUGGAUGGGGAGAUCACUCAAUCAAAGUGGAAGCACUUCAUACAACUUCGCUGGCCGUUGUUUCAACUUCAGUACAAAGUCCACUGCUGGAAAACUAUUUACACACAGUUAUUACUGAGUUCUCCUUGUCGUUACUGUCUUGAAAGCAUGAUGCUCCAGAGUACACCUCCCAUUGAAGAAAAUUCUUGGAGGCACCGGAGGUUACGAAGUGAGCUGAAGACACUAAAAAGUGAUCCACCUGAGGGAAUACAGGCCACUCCCUUAGACCGUCACUGUUGCCAUUGGCAGGCAUCUAUCACAGGACCCCAAGGCAGCCCAUAUGAAGGUGGACUGUUUCUGUUGUACUUACAGAUUCCACAGAGUUAUCCGAUGAGGCCUCCAAAGGUUAGGUUCAUUACCAAAAUAUUCCAUCCUAAUAUUUCUCGUCAUGGAGAUGUGGGGCUGGACUCCAUCCACCACAACUGGAGCUUGGCACUGACCAUCUCAAAAGUACUGAUCAGCAUCCAGUCAUUGUUAACUGAUCCUUACUGCAACAUUUGCAUGGAGCCAGCCAUUGGCAAACUUUUCAAGCAAAAUCGGACACAAUUUGACCGGAUGGCUCGACUCUGUACCUGGAAAUUUGCUAUGCAUGAUUAUGUUAUGGCUUUUCCAAUAGAUCCAAAUGGUGUCUAGAGUAAAACUUCACACAAUCCAGUUACAAGGUCAAGGUUUUAAACCGUCAUUGACUGUCUUUAAGGACAUUGUAUUUCAUUGUUUGAGUCUCACUAUUGUUUUAAACCGGUUUUGUUUUAGAGAAACAAUUUCUUAGAGAUAUGGAUCAUUCACUGGAUUAUUAUGAUAUGUUUCUCCAAUGUUCAAGCCUGCUUUGUUAAGAAAUGCUAGUCAUCAGAGAAUGAAACAUAUUCUAGGAUGUUUGUACUUGAACAAAUCAUGCUCAAAUUUAGAUAUAAAAAAGCCAAAUAAAAAAAAAAAAAAAAACUUUUUCUC
Biomphalaria glabrata is the source of this 1580-nucleotide messenger RNA. RefSeq lists its product as uncharacterized. The transcript is spliced from 8 exons. The record is from RefSeq and is a predicted model, not a curated record. NCBI's taxonomy places the organism in Eukaryota, Metazoa, Mollusca, Gastropoda, Planorbidae. Gene Ontology annotation, molecular function: protein binding. The coding region runs from base 54 to 1265 and encodes 403 amino acids.